CAUUCGCAGUCCCGGCUCAUUCCGAGGAGGAGGAGGCAGGUGAAUUCAAGUGGUUUGGGACUUCGGGUCCCAAGGAGCCAGUUCUUCCUCGAUUCCCAGCCAGUGGCCAGAGUCUCCGUAAGACUGGAGGAGAGCAAGCAGAUCGGUGCGGUGUGUCCGUACGUGCGGUGUGGUGCGGCUGAGCCGGGGAGAACCGCAGUGGAGCCAUGGGAGCGGGGAGCUCGACGGUGAAGACGCCGCCGGGGUCGCCGCAAGAUGCACCAGAGCCGGGAGCUGCCGGGGACCCAGCGCCGGAGAAGCAGGAGGCCGGCUGCCCCUUGGCUGAGGAGGCAACCGCAGUAGCUGCGCCGGAGCCUCUGGGGGAUCCCGCCGCUAGCGCAGCCCCCGCCUCCCCAAAGCUUCUGCAGAAGAAUGGACAAAUAAACAGCAUUAAUGGAAUGCCAGAAGGACAAGUGGGAGACCCACAUGAACAGCAGGAAGAAGCAGUUAUCUUAGAUGUUGGACAAAGAGACCCUGAAAAUAUGAUUGAAAAAGAUGAUGUGGAUAAUACACUGGUAGCUAAGUCAGCAUCCAGGUUGGAAGAAGUACGGGAGAAUCUGUUUGGAGAAAUAGUUGAAAUGCCUUUGUCAGAAGAGAAAUUAGAAGUGUUGGAACAACCUCCAGAAUCUAGUGAUGUUGGGUUUAAAAAGGUGUUUAAAUUUGUUGGUGUUAAAUUGACUGUGAAAAAGGAUAAGAAUGAUAAAUCUGACCCUGUUGAAUUACUCACAGUAAAAAAAGAUGAAGUUGAUGAUGGGAGAGCAAAGAGAUCUGAAGAUUCUCAAGAUUUUGGCUCAGAAAAAGAAAUAUCACCUGAAGAGUAUGAAUUACCCCUGAUAGUUGUAACAAAAGAAAGCCCAAAAGAGAGUCUUCUUAGUGCAGAAGUGGGCAACAAAUCCGAUGAAACUACAUCAUCAUUGAAAAAGUUUUUUAGCCUGGGUUGGGUUGGCUGGAGAAGAAAGAACAGUUUUAAGAAAGGUAAGGAAGAUGUGCCAGAGAUGUCUGAGAAGGAAAAGGAGCAAGAGGUAGGAAAAGUAGAUUUAGUUGAAAUUUAUGAAGGGAAGAAAGAAGAUACUGCUGAACCUGUUUCUGAACAUCUUCCCCUCAAGCAGGCCAUUGAAAUGCUGUCUGAGAACGAAAAAGUAGAUAGAUAUCCUAAAGAUCAAGUUGAUAAAAUACAGAUAUCUUCUGAAGAGAAAGCUGCUCCAUUAGCUACAGAGGUGUUUGAUGAAAAAGUAGAGACGGUAGCAGAAAUUCAUGCCAAUACUGUAGAAGAACAAGAACAAACUGAAAAUCCAAGUACUGAUGUAGAACAGGUUGAUGGGUCUUUGUUUCCUGCAUUAGAAAAAAAAGGAAAAAAACCUGACAUGACAGGGAUGUUGGCCAAGAGCAAUGAAUUGGUAUGUGCCUCUAGAGAUGUAGGUGAAACAAGUCCUGAAAAAUCAGCUUUGUGUCAUCAACUUGAGGGAAUCACCAGUGAGGUAGAGAUACUGUCAUCACAAGAAAGAGGGAAAUUGCAAGGAAGCCCCUUAAAGAAACUUUUUAUUGGCACUGGCUUAAAAAAACUGUCUGGAAAGAAACAUAAGGGAAAAAAGGGAGAUGAGGAAAUAAAGUCAGAGGAACUGGGGGAGCUUACACAAGUGUCAGUAGAGUCUUCAGAAACUCCAGAGGAUCAAAAGGGUGAAAGCUCUGCUUCAUCCCCUGAAGAACUAGCUAUAGAGAAGGGCAUAGUUGAUACACCACAGGAAGUUGAGAUUGAAGAGGAUGGUACUGCUUCUGAUGGAGAGAGAAAGAGAGAAGGUGGUGUUACUCCCUGGGCAUCUUUUAAAAAGAUGGUGACUCCCAAGAAACGUGUUAGAAAGCUUUCUGAAAGUGAUAAAGAAGAAGAAAUUGAGAAAGUCAAGAGUGCUACUCUGUCUUCAACUGAAAGUGCAGGCUCUGAUAAUCAGGAAGAGAUCAAAGGAAAUGGAGAUGAUCAGAAAACAGAAGAGCCAAAAAGGAAGGUUGAUACUUCAGUUUCCUGGGAAGCCUUAAUUUGUGUAGGAUCUUCCAAGAAAAGAGCAAGGAAGUCAUCAUCUUCCGAUGAAGAAGGAGGGCCAAAAAUUGUUAGUGUUGAUUACUAUAAAUCAGAAGAUUCAGGAAAAAACAAGGAAUCUGGGACAGAAAUAACACCUAUCCAUUCUCUUGAAGGUGAUCAAGGGCAGAUAAAUUCUUCCCCUGAGCUAGUUGGAAGCCAAUUUGAAGGAGAGGGAGUUUCCACAUGGUUGUCAUUUAAAAGGUUAGUUACUCCAAGGAAAAAAUCAAAAUCAAAAUUAGAAGAGAGAAAUGAGGAAUCUGUCAUUCUUUCUAGUACAGAACAUUCUGCUUCAGAUAUAGAACCUGUAAAAGAAGAAUCUUGGGUUUCAAUCAAGAAACUCAUUCCUGGUCGAAGAAAGAAAAGGUUAGAAGGGAAACAAGAACAGGUUCCUGUUGAAGAAGACCAGACAGGAGUUAUUGAAGAUGAUUCUGAUACCCCAGCUGUUGUUCCUUUAUCUGAGUAUGAUGCAGCAGAACAAGAGAAAAAUGAAGCCCGAUAUGCAGAAAACAAUAAGGCAGCAAAAGAUUUGCAUGAAGAGAAUUCUGGACAAGUAGAAGGACUAGGAACAGGAGAACCUAUUGAGGGUCUGGUCCAUGCAGUUACUGUGACUGUAGUGGAGGGGGAGAGAGCAGUUACAAGUAUUGAAGAAAGGUCACCCUCUUGGAUAUCUACAACAAUUACAGAGCCUGUUGAAGAAGCAACAGAUCAAUCAAAAGAGCCAACUGAGGAGGUAUCUGAAAAAGAAGUCCUAGUUGAAAGACCUGCUACUAAAACCUUGCCAGAGACAAAAGACAUUAUUGUGGACGCAAUUGUUAGCGAGAUAGGGCUAACUUAUGAAACAGUGACAGCUGCAGAAGAAACAAAAGAUAAACCAAAACAGCCAACUAGGGAGAUAUCUGAAAAAGAAUGGUUUGGUGAAAGACCUGCUACUAAAUCUUUGCCAGAGACAAAAGACAUUGGUAGGGGCACAACUGUUAGUGACCUAGAGCUAGCUUCUGAAGCAGUAACAGCUGUGGAAGAAGCAACAGAUAGACCAAAACAGCUAACUGGGGAGAUAUCUGAAAAAAAAGGAUUUGGUGAAAGACCUGCUACUAAAACCUUGCCAGAGACAAAAGACACUGGCAGAGGCACAAUUGUUAGUGAGCAGGAGCUAACUUCUGAAGCAGUAACAGCUGCAGAAGAAGAAACAGGUAGACCAAAACAGGCAACUGGGGAGAUAUCUGAAAAAGAAGGGUUUGGUGAAAGACCUGCUACUAAAACUUUGCCAGAAACAAAAGACACUAGCAGGGGCACAAUUGUUAGUGAGCUGGAGCUAACUUCUGAAGCAGUAACAGCUGCAGAAGAAGCAACAGAUAUUGCAAAGCAGCUAACUGAGGAGGUAUUUAAAAAAGUCCUUGUUGAAAGACCUGCUACUAAAACCUUGCUAGAGAAAAAAGACACUGGCAGAGGCACAAUUGUUAGUGAGCUAGAGCUAACUUUUGAAGCAGUAACAGCUGCAGAAGAAGCCACAGAUAGACCAAAACAGCCAACUCGGGAGACAUCUAAAAAAGAAGGGUUUGGUGAAAGACCUGCUAUUAAAACUUUGCCAGAGACAAAAGACACUAGCAGGGGCAUGAUUGUUAGUGAGCUAGAGCUAACUUCUGAAGCACAGACAGCUGUAGAAGAAGCCACAGAUAGAAAAAAACAGGCACCUGGGGAGAUAUCUGAAAAAGAAGUGCUUGGUGAAAGCCCUGUUACUAAAACCUUGCCAGAGACAAAAGACACUAGCCAGGCCAUGAUUGUUAGUAAGGUAGAGCUAACUUCUGAAGGAGUAAUAGCUACAAAAGAAGCAACAGAAAUAUCAAAAAAGCCAAGUAAGGAGAUAUCUGAACAAGAAGUCCUUGUUGAAAGACCUGCUACUAAAAUCUUGUCAGAGACAAAAGACACAGGCAGAGGCACAAUUGUUAGUGAGCUAGAGCUAACUUUUGAAGCAGUAACAGCUGCAAAAAAAGCAGCAGAACAAUCAAAAAAGCCAACUGGGAAGACUUCUGAAAAAGAAAUCCUUGUUGAACAACCUGCUACUGAAAUCUUGCCAGAGACAAAAGACCUUGGCAGGGUAACAAUUGUUAUUGAGCAGGAGCUAACUUCUGAACUUGUGGCAGCUACAAAAGAAGCAACAGAAAUAUCCAAAAAGCUAAGUAGGGAGAUAUCUGAACAAGAAGUACUUGUUGAAAGACCUGCUACUAAAACGGUUUCAGAGACCAAAGACACUGGCAGGGUAACAAUUGUUAGUGAGCAGGAGCUAACUUCUGAACUUGUGACAGCUACAAAAGAAGCAACAGAAAUAUCAAAAAAGCCAAGUAGGGAGAUAUCUGAACAAAAAGUCCUUGUUGAAAGACCUGCUACUAAAAUCUUGUCAGAGACAAAAGACACAGGCAGAGGCACAAUUGUUAGUGAGCUAGAGCUAACUUCUGAAGCACAGACAGCUGCAGAAAAAGCCAAAGAUAGAAAAAAACAGCCAACUGGGGAGAUAUCUGAAAAAGAAGGGUUUGGUGAAAGACCUGCUACUAAAACCUUGCCAGAGACAAAAGACACUAGCCAGGCCAUGAUUGUUAUUGAGGAGGAGCUAACUUCUGAAGGAGUAAUAGCUGCAGAAGUAGCAACAGAACAAUCAAAAAAGGCAACUGGGAAGACAUCUGAAAAAAAAGUACUUGUUGAAAGACCUCCGAUUAAAACCUCUCCAGAGAGAAAGGAUGCCAGCAAGGGCAAGAUUCUGAGUGCCCUAGAGCUAACUUCUGAAGCAGUGACAGGUGCAAAAGAAGCAACAGAACUAUCAAAAAAAACAACAGGGAAGAUAUCUGAAAAAGAAGUCCUUGUUGAAAGACCUGCUACUAAACCAUUGCCAGAAAAAAAAGAAAUUAGCCAGGGCACAAUUGUUAGAGAGCUAGAGCUAACUUCUGAAGGAGUGACAGCUGCAAAAGGAGCAACAGAACAAUCAAAAAAGCCAACUGAGAAGACGUCUGAAAAAAAAGUACUUGUUGAAAGAGCUGCUUUUAAAACCUCUCCAGAGACAAAGGACACUAGUAGGGGCAAGAUUCUUAGUGAGCUAGAGCUAACGUCUGAAGGAGUGACAGGUGCAAAAGGAGCAACAGAUCGACCAAAACAGCAAACUGUGAAGAUAUCUGAAAAAGAAGACCUUGUUGAAAGACCUGCUACUAAAACCUUGCCAGAAAAAAAAGAAAUUAGCCAGGGCACAAUGGUUAGUGAGCUAGAGGUAACUUCUGAAGGACCGACAGGUGCAAAAAGAUCAUCAGAACAGUCAAAAAGGCCAAAUGGGAAGAUAUCUGAAAAAAAAGAACUUUUUGACAGAGCUGCUAUUAAAACCUCUCCAGAGACAAAGGACACUAGCAGGGGCAAGAUUCUUAGUGAGGUAGAGCUAACUUCUGAAGGAGUGACAGCUGUAAAAGGAGAAACAGAACAAUCAAAAAAGCCAACUGGGAAGAUAUCUGAAAAAGAAAUUGUUGGAAAACCUGCUACUAAAACCUUGCCAGAGACAAAAGACAAUAGCAGGGGCACAAUUGUUAGUGAGCUAGAGCUAACUUCUGAAGGAAUGACAGCUGCAAAAGAAGCAACAGAAGUAUCAAAAAAAACAACAGGGAAGAUAUCUGAAAAAGAAGUCCUUGUUGACAGAACUGCUACUAAAACAUUGCGAGAAAAAAAAGAAAUUAGUCAGGGCACAAUUGUUAGUGAGCUAGAGCUAACUUCUGAACCACUGACAGCUGUAAAAGGAGUAACAGAACAAUCAAAAGAGCCAACUGGGAAGAUAUCUGAAAAAGAAAUUGUUGGAAAACUUGCUACUAAAACCUUGCCAGAGACAAAAGACACAGGCAGGGGCACAAUUGUUAGUGAGCCAGAGCUAACUUCUGAAGGAGUGACAGCUACACAAAGAGCAAUAGAUCUCCCCAAAAAGCCAACUGGGAAGAUAUCUGAAAAAGAAGUCCUUGUUGAAAGACCUGCUACUAAAACAUUGCCAGAAAAAAAAGAAAUUAGUCAGGGCACAAUUGUUAGUGAGCUAGAGCUAACUUCUGAACCACUGACAGCUGUAAAAGGAGUAACAGAACAAUCAAAAAAGCCAACUGGGAAGAUAUCUGAAAAAGAAAUUGUUGGAAAACUUACUACUAAAACCUUGCCAGAGACAAAAGACAUGGGCAGGGGCACAAUUGUUAGUGAGCCAGAGCUAACUUCUGAAGGAGUGACAGCUGCAAAAGAAGCAACAGAUCGCCCCAAAAAGCCAACUGGGAAGAUAUCUGAAAAAGAAAUUGUUGAAAAACCUGCUAUUAAAACCUUGCCAGAGACAAAAGACACGGGCAGGGGCACAAUUGUUAGUGAGCCAGAGCUAACUUCUGAAGGAGUGACAGCUGCAAAAGAAGCAACAGAUCGCCCCAAAAAGCCAACUGGGAAGAUAUCUGAAAAAGAAGUCCUUGUUGAAAGACCUGCUACUAAAAAUUUGCCAGAGCCAAAAGACAAUAGCAGCGUCAUGGUUGUUAGUGAUCUAGAGCUUACUUCUGAACCAGUGAUAGGUACAAAGGAAGCAACAGGGAAAUCAAAAAAGCCAGCUGGGAAGAUUUCUGAAAAAGAAGUUGUUGGUGAAAGACCUGCUACUAAAACAUUGCCAGAGACAAAAGGAACCUGCAGGAGCUUUACAAUUGUUAGUGAGCUAGAGCUAACUUCUGAACCAGUGACAGUUACAGAAGCAGCAACAGAACGAUCAAAAAAAACAAUGGGGAAGAUUUCUGAAAAAGAUGUCCAUGUUGAAAAACCUGCUACUAAAAUCUUUCCAGAGACAAAAGACACUGGGAGAGACAAGAUUCUUAAUGAACAGGAGCUAACUUCUGAACCAGUGACAGCUACAAAAGAAGCAACUGAAAUAUCAAAUAAACCAAUUCCAGAGAUAUCUGAAAAAGAAGUCAUUGGUGAAAGACCUGCUACUAAAACCUUGCCAGAGAUAAAAGAUACAGGCAGGAGAACAAUUGUUAGUGAGCUAGAGCUAACUUCUGAACCAGCGACAGCUGCAAAGGAAGCAAAAGAGACAUCAAAAAAGCCAACUGGGAAGAUUUCUGAAAAGGAUGUCCAUGUUGAAAGACCAACUAAAAUCUCACGAGAGACAGACACUGGCAGAAGCAAGAUUCUUAAUGAGCAGGAGCUAACUUCUGAACCACUGACAGCUAUAAAUGAAGUAACAGAGCAAUCAAAAAAAUCAACUGGGAAGAUUUCUGAAAAAGAAGUUGUUGGUGAAAGACCUGCUACUAAAACAUUGCCAGAGACAAAAGACACAGGCAGGGGAACAAUUGUUAGUGAGCUAGAGCUAACUUCUGAACCAAUGACAGCUACAAAGGAAGCAACAGAGACGUCAAAAAAGCCAACUGGGAAGAUUUCUGAAAAGGAUGUCCAUGUUGAAAGACCAACUAAAAUCUUGCGAGAGACAAGAGACAUUGGCAGAAGCAAGAUUCUUAAUGAGCAGGAGCUAACUUCUGAACCACUGACAGGUAUAAAAGGAGUAACAGAGCAAUCAAAAAAGCCAACUGGGAAGAUUUCUGAAAAAGAAGUUGUUGGUAAAAGACCUGCUACUAAAACCUUGCCAGAGACAAUAGACACUGGCAGGGGCACAAUUGUUAGUGAGCUAGAGCUAACUUCUGAACCAGUGACAGUUACAGAUGCAGCAGCAGAACGAUCAAAAAAAACAAUGGGGAAGAUUUCUGAAAAAGAUGUCCAUGUUGAAAAACCUGCUACUAAAACCUUGCCAGAGACAAAAGACACUGGCAGAGGCAAGAUUCUUAGUGAGCAGGAGCUAACUUCUGAACCUGUGACAGCUACAAAAGAAGCAACAGAAAUAUCAAAAAAAACAAUUCCAGAGAUAUCUGAAAAGCAUGUCGAUGUUGAAAGACCAACUAAUAUCUUGCGAGAGACAAAAGACACUGACAGAAGCAAGAUUCUUAAUGAGCAGGAGCUAACUUUUGAACCAAUGACAGCUCAAAAAGAAGUAACAAAGCAAUCAAAAAAGCCAACUGGGAAGAUUUCUGAAAAAGAAGUCAAUGUUGAAAGACCUGCUACUAAAACCUUGCCAGAGACAAAAGACACUGGCAGAGGCACAAUUGUUAGUGAGCCAGAGCUAACUUCUGAACCAGUGACAGCUACAAAAGAAGCAACAGAGAGAUCAAAAAAGGCAACUGGGAAGAUUUCUGGAAAGCAAGUCCAUCUUAAAAGGCCUGGUACUAAAACUUUGCCAGAGACAAAAGACACUGGCAGGGUAACAAUUGUUAGUGAGGGAGAGCUAACUUCUGAACCUGUGACAGCUGCAAAAGAAGCAACAGAAAUAUCAAAAAAGCCAAGUAGUGAGAUUUCUGAAAAAGACGUCCAUGUUGAAAGACCUGCUAUUAAAACCUUGCCAGAGACAAAAGACACUGGCACGGGCACAAUUGUUAGUGAGGGAGAGCUAACUUCUGAACCUGUGACAGCUGCAAAAGAAGCAACAGAAAUAUCAAAAAAGCCAAGUAGGGAGAUAUCUGAACAAGAAGUCCUUGUUGAAAGACCUGCUACUAAAAUCUUGUCAGAGACAAAAGACACAGGCAGAGGCACAAUUCUUAAUGAGGAGGAGCUAACUUCUGAACCUGUGACAGCUGCAAAAGAAGCAGCAGAAAGAUCAAAAAAGCCAACUGGGAAGACUUCUGAAAAAGAAAUCCUUGUUGAACAACCUGCUACUGAAAUCUUGUCAGAGACGAAAGACACUGGCAUGGUAACAAUUAUUAUUGAGCAGGAUCUAACUUCUCAACCUGAGACAGCUACAAGAGAAGCAACAGAAAUAUCAAAAAAGCCAAGUAGGGAUGUAUCUGAACAAGAACUCCUUGUUGAAAGACCUGCUACUAUAACCUUUCCAGAGAGAAAGGACACUGGCAGGGGUUCAAUUGUUAGUGAGCAGGAGCUAACUUCUGAACCAGUGACAGCUGCAAAAGAGGCAACAGAAAUAUCAAAAAAGCCAACUGGGAAGAUUUCUGAAAAAGAAAUCCUUGUUGAAGGACCUGUCACUGGAAACUUGCCAGAGACCGAAGACAGUGGCAGGGUUACAAUUGUUAUUGAGCAGGAGCUAACGUCUGAACCUGUGACAGCUACAAAAGAAGCAACAGAAAUUUCAAAAAAGCCAAGUAGGGAGAUAUCUGAGAAAGAAGACCUUGUUGAAAGACCUGCCACUAAAAUCUUAUCAGAGACAAAAGACACAGGCAGAGGCACAAUUCUUAAUGAGCAGGAGCUAACUUCUGAACCUGUGACAGCUGCAAAAGAAGCAACAGAAAGAUCAAAAAAGCCAAGUAGGGAGAUAUCUGAACAGGAAGUUCUUGUUCAAAGACCAUCUACUAAAAUGGUUUCAGAGACCAAAGACACUGGCAGUGUAACAAUUAGUGAGGUAGAGCUAAUUUCUGAAGGAGUGACAGCUGUAAUAGAAGUAACAGAAAUAUCAAAAAAGCCAAGUAGGGAGAUAUCUGAACCCGAAGUCCUUGUUGAAAGACCUGCUACUAUAACCUUUCCAGAGAGAAAGGACACUGGCAGGGGUUCAAUUGUUAGUGAGCAGGAGCUAACUUCCGAACCAGUGACAGCUGCAAAAGAGGCAACAGAAAUAUCAAAAAAGCCAACUGGGAAGAUUUCUGAAAAAGAAAUCCUUGUUGAAGGACCUGUCACUGGAAACUUGCCAGAGACCAAAGACAGUGGCAGGGUUACAAUUGUUAUUGAGCAGGAGCUAACGUCUGAACCUGUGACAGCUACAAAAGAAGCAACAGAAAUUUCAAAAAAGCCAAGUAGGGAGAUAUCUGAGAAAGAAGACCUUGUUGAAAGACCUGCCACUAAAAUCUUAUCAGAGACAAAAGACACAGGCAGAGGCACAAUUCUUAAUGAGCAGGAGCUAACUUCUGAACCUGUGACAGCUGCAAAAGAAGCAACAGAAAGAUCAAAAAAGCCAAGUAGGGAGAUAUCUGAACAGGAAGUUCUUGUUCAAAGACCAUCUACUAAAAUGGUUUCAGAGACCAAAGACACUGGCAGUGUAACAAUUAGUGAGGUAGAGCUAAUUUCUGAAGGAGUGACAGCUGUAAUAGAAGUAACAGAAAUAUCAAAAAAGCCAAGUAGGGAGAUAUCUGAACCCGAAGUCCUUGUUGAAAGACCUGCUACUAUAACCUUUCCAGAGAGAAAGGACACUGGCAGGGGUUCAAUUGUUAGUGAGCAGGAGCUAACUUCCGAACCAGUGACAGCUGCAAAAGAGGCAACAGAAAUAUCAAAAAAGCCAACUGGGAAGAUUUCUGAAAAAGAAAUCCUUGUUGAAGGACCUGUCACUGGAAACUUGCCAGAGACCAAAGACAGUGGCAGGGUUACAAUUGUUAUUGAGCAGGAGCUAACGUCUGAACCUGUGACAGCUACAAAAGAAGCAACAGAAAUUUCAAAAAAGCCAAGUAGGGAGAUAUCUGAGAAAGAAGACCUUGUUGAAAGACCUGCCACUAAAAUCUUAUCAGAGACAAAAGACACAGGCAGAGGCACAAUUCUUAAUGAGCAGGAGCUAACUUCUGAACCUGUGACAGCUGCAAAAGAAGCAACAGAAAGAUCAAAAAAGCCAAGUAGGGAGAUAUCUGAACAGGAAGUUCUUGUUCAAAGACCAUCUACUAAAAUGGUUUCAGAGACCAAAGACACUGGCAGUGUAACAAUUAGUGAGGUAGAGCUAAUUUCUGAAGGAGUGACAGCUGUAAUAGAAGUAACAGAAAUAUCAAAAAAGCCAAGUAGGGAGAUAUCUGAACCCGAAGUCCUUGUUGAAAGACCUGCUACUAUAACCUUUCCAGAGAGAAAGGACACUGGCAGGGGUUCAAUUGUUAGUGAGCAGGAGCUAACUUCCGAACCAGUGACAGCUGCAAAAGAGGCAACAGAAAUAUCAAAAAAGCCAACUGGGAAGAUUUCUGAAAAAGAAAUCCUUGUUGAAGGACCUGUCACUGGAAACUUGCCAGAGACCAAAGACAGUGGCAGGGUUACAAUUGUUAUUGAGCAGGAGCUAACGUCUGAACCUGUGACAGCUACAAAAGAAGCAACAGAAAUUUCAAAAAAGCCAAGUAGGGAGAUAUCUGAGAAAGAAGACCUUGUUGAAAGACCUGCCACUAAAAUCUUAUCAGAGACAAAAGACACAGGCAGAGGCACAAUUCUUAAUGAGCAGGAGCUAACUUCUGAACCUGUGACAGCUGCAAAAGAAGCAACAGAAAGAUCAAAAAAGCCAAGUAGGGAGAUAUCUGAACAGGAAGUUCUUGUUCAAAGACCAUCUACUAAAAUGGUUUCAGAGACCAAAGACACUGGCAGUGUAACAAUUAGUGAGGUAGAGCUAAUUUCUGAAGGAGUGACAGCUGUAAUAGAAGUAACAGAAAUAUCAAAAAAGCCAAGUAGGGAGAUAUCUGAACCCGAAGUCCUUGUUGAAAGACCUGCUACUAAAACUAUUCCAGAGACAAAAGACAGCAGCAGGGGCAAGAUUGUUAAUGAGCUAGAGCCAACUUCUGAAGUAGUGAUAGCUGAAAAAGAAGCACCAGAUACACCAAAACAGCCAACUGAGGAGAUAUUUGAAAAAGAAAUCCUUGUUGAAAGAGAACCUGCUAUUAAAACCUUGCUAGAGACAAAAGACAGCAGCAGGGGCACGAUUGUCAGUGAGGUACAGCUAACUUCUGAAGCAGUGACAACUGUAGAAGGAACAGAACCAUUAUAUGCUGAAAACAUAACAACCUCUUAUGCAUCCUCGUAUCCUUCCUCUUAUGUAUCAACCACUCAUGUAUCAUCUGCUUAUGCAUCAUCCUCUUAUGCAUCCUCGUAUCCUUCCUCUUAUGUAUCAACCCCUCGUGUAUCAUCUGCUUAUGCAUCAUCCUCUUAUGCAUCAUCCUCUUAUGCAUCCCCUUUUCUAACCUCUUAUGACAGCUCUUCUGUAACUUCUGUAUCCUCUUCUGUGGUCUCUUCAAGUUCAGAAAUGGUUUCUGCACUCUCUUGGAUAUCUGAUACGUAUUCAGCUGUCUCUUCAGCCUCGGGAAUGGUUUCUGCACUCUCUUGGAUAUCUGAUACGUAUUCAACUGUCUCUGGGUCCUCGGGUAUGGUUUCUGCAUAUUCACAUUUUUCUGAUUCUACUCUUACAACAGAAUUCACUACAUCUCUGGAGGAGCUAGAUAGUGACACACCAGAUUUAGAAACUGUUACAAAAAAUACACAGGAUGUACUUCAGGCAGCUUUUGAAAAAGUUAAACAAUCAAGAGAUGUAAAUUUAACAACUCAGAGUUUUAAAACUAAUAGUAAUCAUCACCGAGAGACCAACUUAGCACUGGGAGAAGUAGCUCUGAUGCACAAUGAAGUGCAGGAACAGGUACAAACAAGAAAAACUGAAGAUAUAACCAUUAAUGAUGAGCAGGAAGAAAUAAUUGAACAAAUAACUUCAGAAACUUUUGAUAAAUUUGAAGAAGUUGAAAGAGUUGAGGUGAAGGAAUAUAAAACACACAGUGAUUUCCUAACUUGCCAAGCUGAAACAACAGCAAUCAAAACAACACAAAUUCCAAUGAAACCAAAAACACCUUUUGAAAUAACUACUGAUGAAGGUACCUUAGUGAUACACUUUGAAAAUAUAAGAGAGGAAGAACCUGUGGUGUUACAGGAAGUCAGUGAAGGUAAUGAUUCAGCACUUGCCUUAGGAUCUGAAGUUGUACCAACAAUAAAGAUUGAAGAAGAUAUUUUGACCAUUGAAACUCAGAGUUCUCGAAUUGUAGAAAAUGUUAUUCAGACUGCUGUUGAGCUUGCUAGUGCAAAAAAGCCAAAGAUUAAAACUUCUGCUCUUCAAGAUGCCAUUGAAACAAAGACUGAGCCAAAAGUCAAAGAAUCCCUUGAUUCAAAUGGACCAAAACUAAAGGAGAUUGUCCAAGGCAUAGAGUGCCAACGAAGUCUAAUAAUUCAGGUCGAAAAAGAAAUUUCUAACCAGUUGGUAGAUGAUACCAAAGCACAGAUGCAAGAAGAGGUACAUAAAUAUGAUGAGCCUUGUGAGUUGCCAAAAUCAACACCUAAGGAAUCCUGAGAGGUAAUGUCAAUUUAGAAGGUGAAGAAGACCAUGUAAGAAAAUGAAGGCUGCUGCUGAUUAGACUCAAGACUGAGAACAGAAGAUUAGAUCUCCCACCUGAAGCCAUUCCAAGAGAGCCACUGACAACCCUGAGAAAUCAGGAGCUAUACUCAUCAUUCUUUUAUGUUUGGAUGUUAACAUUUCCUCUUUUUGAGAUAAAUUUCUUUCUUUUUUUUUUUCCACUUGAUAACAUGUGAUGUUUCUGAUUUAAUGACCUUCAUUUUGAACCUUGAGAGGAGCUGGAAACAUUUAGUUUCUUAUAUUCCAUAUAUUAGUUUAAAAUGCUUCCGAAACUGGAGUGUAAUUCUUUAUGUAUUUAUAUGUAUAUCUUAAAUAAACCUUGUUCCGUUUUUAUUGUA
Messenger RNA from Gracilinanus agilis (Agile Gracile Mouse Opossum), 13606 nucleotides. RefSeq names its product A-kinase anchoring protein 12 (gene AKAP12). Gene Ontology annotation, cellular component: cytoplasm. Lineage: Eukaryota; Metazoa; Chordata; Mammalia; Didelphimorphia; Didelphidae. The record is from RefSeq and is a predicted model, not a curated record. Gene Ontology annotation, biological process: signal transduction; regulation of protein kinase C signaling. The transcript has 5 exons. The coding region runs from base 207 to 13205 and encodes 4332 amino acids. Gene Ontology annotation, molecular function: calmodulin binding; protein kinase A binding.